Rhizopus microsporus ATCC 52813 is the source of this 1680-nucleotide messenger RNA. RefSeq lists its product as uncharacterized. Bases 33 to 1442 code for a protein of 469 amino acids. The transcript is spliced from 6 exons. The record is from RefSeq and is a predicted model, not a curated record. Lineage: Eukaryota; Fungi; Mucoromycota; Mucoromycetes; Mucorales; Rhizopodaceae.
UUCUCUCUCUUCUUUCUUCUUUCUUUUCCUUUAUGUCUUCAUUUCCAACCCUUCGUAACCCUCUAUUGCCCAGUCCUCCACGCAAGAAGAAGCCAAGUAAACUCAGCAGGACAGAAUUCUUUAGUAGCCUUCAGCUAUCUGCUGCUGCUAGCUUGAAGCCUUCGAUAUCGACUGAUUCUUUCCGUAACUUUGUCAAUCAGACAAUACAUCAUAUCUCUGGUGCUAAUGUACGCAUGAAUAAACGAAUUAUGCCCUCUGGUAUGCCUAAAUCAGCAACCAUGGAUAUGAACCAUGAUCGUUAUCCAAGCAUGGAACCACUGGUUCAUUACAAUGGUCCGCAACAUACUCUGGAAGAGUUACCAGUAGAGAAAUUAAAUUGGAUAAAAGAGGAUCAACUCAGCAACAGCAUGAAAAAUCCCUUAUCACAUUAUAGCCGUUCGAUCGUCCUAAGAAAGCCUUUGAAGCGUAGCAAAACAUAUCAUCAAUUAUCCUUAGCUUGUGCCUUUCAAAAGUCAGAAAUAAAGCCCAAAGCGAUGUUCUAUUUACGAAUUCUUCAAGUGACUGCUACUGAUACAUCGAAAGUUCGCUCCUUUAAAUGCACAGUUCAAGUCAAUGAUGACAUUUGUGCAGGAUCUUUUGUAACUGGUGAAAAAUCAGGAAAAAAUAGCACCAUUGUACACUUUGACGAAACCUUUUUAUUUGACAUUGAGGAACCCACGACAGCUACUAUCUCUGUUUAUGCCAAGAACCGAUCUUUGUUUGGUGGCAAACAGAAUGAGACUUGUCUCGGAAGAGAAACAAUUCCAAUCCAUUUACAGUUGAAACAAAAGUCAGCAGAACGAUUUGUACUAAAUAGUGAUCCUAAUUCAGGACAAAGUAAUGACUUUCAGCUACUGGUCAUUCAAGGAGUCUAUGUCAGUCGUAGAUCACAAACACUUUUAAACAACACUGUGCUUUUUGAAGACUAUAUCACCGUACACACUCACAGUGGUCAGUCUCAAAGGUGGGAGCGAUUUUGGGGAGUAUUACAUGCCACACAACUGGAGCUGUAUGACUUUGAAUACAAGAAGAGUAGAUCACCUUUAUAUGUAAUCCCGUUAGAUCAAUUCAUCAACGUGUCAAGCAUAGAAGAAGAUGAGGAGGAUCAUUGGGCUGAUAUUGGUUCGCGUGGACUCGUUCUCGAGUUUACUUCAAAGGCACUUGAUAAAGAGGAAAGAGGGUUUGCUUUUUCGGAACAAAGAGAUCAGGGAUGUCGCAUGUAUCUAUUGCCCGAGAGCACAGCUUCUGCUCGAGAAUGGAAAGAUAAAUUCAAUUAUGCAGCCUCAAUAUUUGAUGAGCUUGGUGGUGAUUUGAGUGAUUACGAUGAAGACUCAUCUGUUUAUAGCUAUGAAUAUAGUGAUAGCAGUAGUCGACUAACUGUUCCAUCUAAAUUAUUAUGGUAAAUAAAUGACAUACCCAUUUGGUUUUUUUUUUUCUAUUCUUUUGGAUCAAGGUUCCUUGCUUAAUUAUUUGAUGACUAAAAGUAGAAAAGAAGAAUCCAUUCAGUUCGAUAGUUUUCUGACUUCUUUACGAAUAAAUAUGUUGUAACUGUAACCAUAUACCUGUGUUAUUAUUAAUAGCUUAAAUUUCACUAUAAAGCUACAACUAAUGACGCGCUUCAUUAUUUCACAGCUAUCCUAU